GCGGUAUGUUUAACGAUCAGCUCUUUCCCACUUUAUUGAGUUCUUCUACAUUUUACUUAGUGGUUAACAAAAACAUAAUGGUGACGUUAAGAGAAACACACUCGUAGGAACGUUUGGGUGCUUUUAUGUUUUUGACGAGAGUACACAGCGUAGUAUUUAUGGAGACUCACUCGGUGACGUUGUAAAACUUUAUGUGGUUGGGACAGUUGUCCUCACCUUCCUCGGUGACUGCUGUCAUCAUGUCCCAUACCAACACUUCUCUUCUGGACGAGGUGGUGCAGUGGAGUCAGGAAACCUGCCGCCAGAAGCUCAAGUCUGUCCUCCCAGAACUCACCUCUUUGCAUCAUAAGUCUGAGAGUUGGGAUGAUCAUAUACGUAUACUGAAGAUAAUUACAGAUAUGUUCCUCCCUCACAUUGGUUUGUCAGAGCUGGAAGAUGAGUGCUUUUCCAAGAUCUUACCAAAGGCAGUGACAAUGUUUGACUGCAUGAUGAAAGAGAUUUUCAACCAAGUUGGGGGGCUGUCCAGUCAAAACACUGAGCUGUGUUCCUCACUAAGGAACAUUCUCCAGGCAAUGAUGCAGAUAGUUGAUGCACUAUCCACUUGUGUGCGUCAUGUUGGCACAUUUGAGGAAGCUCCUGAUCUAGAUGCUAUCCGCUCCUUACCAACUUGUAUCCUCAAAGUCCUCAGGAGAACUUUUCAGCACUGCAAGGAGAGUGAGGUUGUUUAUUGUGGCCGUCUGUCCCUGGUGGCUGACCUGCUGCAGGAACUCUUCAAGGAGGCCUACUCCCUCCAGAAGGGUCUGUUAGAGCUGCUGGACAGGAUCACCCUUGACAGCACUGCCUCAGAGGAGCAGAUCUCUGAUAUUGUAACAGUGAUUCAUGGCCUGCUGGAUAUCUGCUCUAUUAUCUCCAACCUGGACAUAGCACUGCAUGCAAAUACAUGGAAAUUUCUCAUCAAACAGAGUCUGAAGUACCAGUCAUUGGUGGAGGAACAUCUACAUCAUGGCGACAUCAGCAACAGCCUGUGUGACAACUUGUUGGCCUCCUUCCACCACUGUGUGGAGCUGGGUGAACAGAUUAAACAUGCUGGUCUGCAGGAGGCAGCACAAAGCCCAGAAUACAAGCUGUUCCAGAAAAUUGCAAAGAUGUGUAGAUUUUUUGCCAACACUUUGGUUCAUUACAUAAAGGAAUUCAAAUUUUUUCUGACAAAGUAUUGUAGCUGCUUUCACCAACUCUACCUCCAGAUCACCAGUAAGUUCCCUCCCAGCUUGUGUGCUCCAACGCUGCCCAUGGCUCUGUCUGAGGAGCUGAAUGCAGCUGCUCUGGUUCCCAUGGAUGCCCUCCUGCUCCAGCUGUUACCCUUACAACCCUUCGCUGAAGUUGUCCUGCAGCAGGACCUGCGGUUAAGUCCUGAACAUGGGCUCCCUCAGUGUAUUCUGCUGGUGAGCGUCCUGGGUCAGCUCACCUCCCAACCAGAGGAGGUGCUGCAGCUUUGGUACACUGGCAGCCAGUUCUCAGAAGAGAUACCCAGGCCUCCUCUCUAUCAGGCCUUGUUUGCUAGUUUCAGACGAUGCCAUACUGAGCGUCAUGUACCGGUGCUGUUGCCCGGGGUGAUGAUGAAGGGUCAGGCCCAGGCCAAGGUCACUCUGCACCAACACAUCUGUGUGCAACUUUGUGCCAGUGUGGCCGCACUUCCCCCAGUGUACUUCCCCGUGCUGCAGUUCACUCUUCCGCUCUCCUGUAUCUCUCUUCUUCAGGAGCGAUGUUUAGUCGAUGCCGUACUGCAGGCCGAUAAUCAGACAGCUCUACUGGCAACAGAUGUGUGGUGCUUCACAGCACGGUAUGGGACAGCAGAACUUUGUCUACAUCAUGUCCUCCUCAUUGCUCAGCUGGUGAAAGCUUGCACUGCUGAGUGUUACCAGUUGUUUCACCUGGGCCUGCUGCUCAAACGUAUGGUUUUCCUCAUGACGCCGAACCACCAGAUGGAGCUGGUGACGCGUUUCCCACCCUCUGAGAUGGAAAACCUUCCGUUGUGGCAACAUGUCCUCCUCAGAGCUCUUUCACAUGAUGCCCGUCACCGUGUAGAGACGGACAUCAUUGGCCUUACUCAGAAAGCUCUGACCGACUGGCAGAAUGGAGGGUAUAAACUAGGACAAGUGAAUAAAGUGAAUGUAGUGCUGUUAUCCUUCCUAGCGGUGGUCCAGGGGCAACCAUCUCCCGAGGAACAGUGUGGGUUGUCUGCAAUGAAGAUAAUCACACAGCUCUGGUUACGAAUGAGUCCAGACCAGGUGCAGACCCACCCUGUGCUCCAGUGCACUCUGCAGCGGCUCCUGUCAAUAUCAGCCAUUUUAGUGAAAAACCUUGAACAUCAAGUCAUUCUUCAGGCUCUGUUGUGUGUGGAUACUGUGGUGUCUCAGAAGUGUGAGGAUCAGCUGCUGCUGGCUGCUCUGCAGUUCCUCUCCUCCCUGGGGAAGAUCUUUGUCCCUCCUGACUGCCAGAGUCAAAUUCUGCCGAGGCUCAGUAGCCUGUUUAGAGUCCUGUUGUCUGACAGAUCCUGGCUGCUGCAUCAGCACACCCUGGAGGCCUUUUCUCACUUUGCAGAGAUUACAAACCAUGAAGAGGUGAUUUCCCAGAGUUUGUGUGAAGAAGAUACCAAGACGAAGGUGGUGAACUAUCUUAGCAAGACUGUGAAUGCACAGGAAGAUGCGGAGUCACGGCUACAGAGGCUCAAGCUGGAGAUGGCAGUUAUUGAGCAACAUAACGAGAGGCUGGAGAACAAUGAAGAAAAUACUUCUAACAAAGUAGCUCCUGAAGCAGAUUCAGAGCCAUGCCCAAAGAGAGCUCGGCAGGAGACCAGUGCAGAGGAGUACAGCCGCUACAUGCAGACAGCUGAGAGUGCUUUGAAAGCCCUUCAGGCUCUUACUGAGGCAGAUAAAGCCAACACUACUGCACCACCUCCACCUUGGCUGGAAUCCAGACUACAGGAACUGCAGACCCUCAUAGCCCACAUCAGUACAGCCAGACACACAACUUAACUGCUCCCAUUUGUUUUCCAGCUCCAGAUUACUGACUUCAUGUAUAGAAGGUUAUUUUUUUUGUUUUGUUUUUUCUCCCCCCCCCCCCAAGCCUGGGCCUGUGAAAGUCUGUACACUCUUUGCUGCUGCAGAAAGUUUUCUCCUCACUUUUUAAACCUGCCUACUCAUUCUUUGUUUGAUGUUAUUGUUUAUUAAACUUUGAGCACAAA
This is a messenger RNA of Micropterus dolomieu (smallmouth bass), 3244 nucleotides long. It is a transcript of the gene firrm, whose product is annotated as linkage group 05 C1orf112 homolog. Bases 192 to 3035 code for a protein of 947 amino acids. The record is from RefSeq and is a predicted model, not a curated record. The transcript has 25 exons. Lineage: Eukaryota; Metazoa; Chordata; Actinopteri; Centrarchiformes; Centrarchidae.